Pestalotiopsis fici W106-1 is the source of this 324-nucleotide messenger RNA. RefSeq lists its product as uncharacterized. The record is from RefSeq and is a predicted model, not a curated record. The transcript has 3 exons. NCBI's taxonomy places the organism in Eukaryota, Fungi, Ascomycota, Sordariomycetes, Amphisphaeriales, Sporocadaceae. The coding region runs from base 1 to 324 and encodes 107 amino acids.
AUGGUCUACACACUCACCGUCCACAUGUACGCCAAAGACGAUGCCGACUGCAUCGAGAGGCUCAAGCUCAAGCUGAUCGAAGCUGCUCGCAUCUACCGCAACGACAAGGAGACUGUCGACUGGUUCGUCAUGCAGGAUGUUCACGACCCCCGGGCUUUUACCGUUGUCGAGAGAUUCGAGCAGGAAUCUUCUCAGAAAUACCACCUUGAGAACCCGUACUGGAAGACCUUCGAUCCUUACGUGAUUCCCCUGCUGGCCAAGCCAAUGGACCUGAGAAGACACGAGGAGCUGGAUACCAGCAAGGAUGUUGUCGUUCCCCAGUAG